Molecule: messenger RNA, 2358 nt
Organism: Naegleria fowleri
Lineage: Eukaryota; Heterolobosea; Eutetramitea; Acrasida; Naegleriidae
Exons: 1
Coding region: 1-2358 (785 amino acids)
Biological process (GO): proteasome-mediated ubiquitin-dependent protein catabolic process; protein polyubiquitination
Molecular function (GO): protein binding; zinc ion binding; ubiquitin protein ligase activity
Source: RefSeq, a predicted model, not a curated record
AUGUCAACUGCCAUCUCUCGAAAUUGUUCCACUUGCUUAGAGGAAGAAGAUGAAUUUAUUGAAGCUACUCACUGUUGCUCGAGUUGUUUAUUCCCAAAAGAGCAUGAUGUUAGAAUUUCACAAAAUCCAUACUUUUGUGCUCUUCACGCCAGACGUCAUUCAAAAAACAAUCAUGGACAUAUGGUUGUGGUCAUUGUCACAUCUUCACGAAAUUCAACAUCACAAACUCCUUCCGAUCAUCCCCAAGUCAUCACUGCCCACAAUACUCCAAAUAUGGUAAACAAUGACAAUUCUCCAACUCUUUCCAGUAUCAUUGAUCACAACUCUUUUUCCAACAGCUUUUCAUUGAAUAAUUCCUCGAAUGGUGGUGUCACUAAUCACUCUCCGACAUCUGUCAAUUCCAUAUUUGGAAUACCCACUUGUUCUCUUCAUCAAUGUCCAAUCAAUGUAUAUUGCAGAAAUUGUGAAAAAUUAAUCUGUGCUGCAUGUACUCUCGAAAAGCAUCAUCGAGGCCAUUCCUCUGAUUUAUUAUCGAAUAUUGAAAAAGAAGAAAAAGAAAAAUUUAAAAUUCAACACACCUCGCUCAAAGAAUCCAUCAAAAAUUGGGAACAAGUCUUUUCAGCUCAAGAUGAAGAUUUAAGAAAUGAACUGAAAAACAUCGAAAUGAAGAAAAUUGCAUUGAAAGAUGAAGUGGAUCAAAUUUUUGAAAUUUUGAAAGAUGUUUUGAAACAACGACAAGAAGAAUUGCAUUCAAAAAUUGAGAAAUUGUGUGAAAAUAAUUGUCAACUCAUUGAAAAGAUUAUUGAAAUGAAGGAUGAAACGAAUGAAACCUUGUCCUAUUUCAAUGAUUUGGAUGAAAUGAAUGGCUACGAAUUUAUGGAAAAACGAAUGAAUCAGUUUAAAAAGGCCAUGUAUUCGUUUGAGCAUUUGAAAACACAAUUCGAAUCGAUUGGAAAAUUGGAACAAUUGCAUGAUAUGAAACUGGUGAAUAUAUCACAUCCAAUAGAGAUGAUUAAUAAUCAAAUUCAGAACAUGGGAGAUGUGUUGAUGUUUGAAUAUGCACCUAUUGAUCCUCAGUCGUGUAAAAUUUUGGAAAUGGACAAGAUUCAAAACCAUAUUUGGAAAUGCAAACAAACACUAAGUUUCACACUAAUGUUAAGUUCAAAGAAGGACGAAAAGCAAACUGAAAAUAAGAAGCUAGAGGGAAGCCACUCAUUAAUCCCAUUCAUUAAUUGUUUCAUUGAAACACAAGAUGGAAUGGUUCUCUCACGAUGUUCAUCCAUUAAGGAAAAGAAUCCUGAUCAACUGUACAAAAAAGAAUUCCAAAUUCAAAUUCAAAUUCCUGACUUUAGAGAUCAGACCAAUCUAAGACUUGCCGUGAUGAUUGAUCGAAAACGAACGAGAAACAAACAACUCUGUCAACACAUUUAUCAAUCUCCAUUUAAAUUGAAUGUGAUCAAAGACGAUGGUCAGAAACAUUCCAUUCUUUUAACAGAUCUUCAUUACAUUCAAACCAUUGGAUCUUCUCAAAAUCCAUCCUCCAAAGAAGGUUUCUUUAAUAUGCCCAAUGAUGUGAAAUUGUCUUUAAAGCAUGGACUGUUUUUUGUGGCCGAUUUUAUGAAUAAGCGAAUCCAAGCAUUCAACAUCAACACCAAGACAUUUAAAUUUAAAUUUAAUACCAAUGACAAACCAAAACAUGUGGCAAUUGAUUCAGUCGAUGAUUCAAUCAUUGUGAGUUGUGACGACCAUUGCAUUUACAAAUACAGUAUUGAGAGUAAGAAAUUGAUUUGGAAAUUAGGAACUCCCAAGCAACCAAGUUCUAAUGCUCAGCACUUUAAUUCACCCUAUGGACUUGUUGUGGAUGACAGUGAUGGAAAUGUAUUCAUUUGUGAUUGUUUGAACCAUAGAAUUCAAGUCUAUUCGAGAGAAGGAAAGUUCUUGUACAUGUUUGGGAACAAUAAUGGAUCUCAAAAUGUGCAAUUCAAUGGACCUUUUGCUAUUGACAUUAAUAAUAUGGGAAGAUUGGUGAUUGCUGAUUAUUGGAAUCAGCGAAUUGUUGAGGUAUCUAAAAAAGGAGAUUGUUGUUUCCACGUGUUUGGAGGAGGAUGGAAAGGAAAUGUGGAAUUAGGUCAUCCUAUUGGAGUGGUUGUCGAUAAAAGAACUGGAAACAUGUUGGUAUGCGAUGAGGAAAAUUUGAGAGUUCAAUAUUUCACUCCACAAGGUGAAUACUUGAAAACAUUCCAACCCAGAAAUGGGGAACAAGGUUUUGGAAAACCUUUCCGGCUGUGCUUCAAUUCGCUGACUGGAGAAAUAUUUGUAGUGGAUUGUUCCCAACAUCGAAUUCAAGUAUAUAAAUAA